Messenger RNA from Xenopus tropicalis (tropical clawed frog), 1577 nucleotides. Lineage: Eukaryota; Metazoa; Chordata; Amphibia; Anura; Pipidae. The record is from RefSeq and is a predicted model, not a curated record.
UUUGCCAAGUAAAACAUGCUCCGGAACGUAGUGGUUCAUUUGGUUUCAGAGGUCGGUAUUUGGAGAGGGACAGGAAGUGGCUGGUGUUCCAAGCGUGCGGAGGGUUGGUGUACAGACAGCAUGGGGAAGACUCGCAGGAGUCAAAGGUUCCAGAAACCAAAAGUAGGGGAGGAUGUAUAUGAUGAGUCCUUGGCAAAAGCGGACAUCCCUUCCACUAAAGAGAUAUCUUCGGAAUAUUUCAAUGAUGAAAUUGAUAACUAUCAUGAAGAAAAAUUCAAGAGCUUAGUGAAAAGAGGAGUGGAGUUUGACAGCGAUGAAGAACAAAUGGACAGUGAGGAUGAGGUUAUGCCUCUUGACAUCCAUGAAGAAGAUGAGGAUGAUGACGAUGGUGACCAGAGUUCGAUGGAAAGUGACCUAGAAGAGCGUCGUAAUGAUGGUCUUCCGGAUGAAAUGGCAUGGGGACAAAGGAAGAAGAUAUAUUAUGACACAGACUACGCAGAAUACAGCACAAAAAAAGUAAAGAAAAGUAAAGAAGAAAUUGAUGCUGAGGCAGAAGAAGAAGAGGAGGAAGCCCAAAAUAUCCAAAGGCGAUUGGCAAUAACCCUUAAUGAAGAAGACUAUGGCUUGGAUUUUAUUCAGGAAUUCGGAGAAAAGCAAAGUGAAGAGAAGCAAUCAGAACAAAAAAUUGUCAAAGACUUAAACAAAAUGUCUGAAAAAGAGAAGAGAAAGCUGCUCAAGAAGGAAUCCCCUGAGUUGCUGGAACUCAUGCAAGAUUUAAAACUUAAGUUGGCAGAAGUAAAAAAUGAACUGGAGCCACUACUUAAACUGGUGAAAAAUGGAACCAUUCCUAAAGGAAAGGGAAGUACAUAUCUUCAGACAAAAUACCAGCUAUAUUUAAAUUACUGCACAAACAUCAGCUAUUACUUAAUCCUGAAAGCCAAGAGAAUCUCCAUCCAUGGUCAUCCCGUAAUAGAAAGGCUUGUAACUUAUAGAAAUCUAAUAAACGAUUUGAAUAUUGUGGAUCAAAGAUUGUCCUCAGAAAUCAAGCAACUUCUUACCCAAGAUUUCAACGAAACUGAAGUGGGACAAAAAAAUUCCUCCAGCUUACCAAAGACUUCUAAGAAAGCUGCCACAAAGAGACCUUUGCCUGACAUACAGUAUGAUGAAGAUUCUGACCUUGAUGAGGAAGUUGCUCUAAAAUACUAUAAGGAAAUGGAACAGAAAUUGCUAGAGAAGAGGAAUCGCGGAGAAGAAAAUCUUGUUACUGACCUUCCAUCUGAGGAACUGGAUCCAAAUGCAAAAAGAGCUAUCACUUAUCAGAUUGCAAAGAAUAAAGGACUUACACCUAAAAGAAAGAAGCUGGACCGAAAUCCCAGAGUUAAACACAGGGAAAAAUUCCGACGUGCUAAAAUUCGCAGAAAGGGCCAGGUCCGUGAGGUGCGUAAAGAAGAAGCCAGAUAUUCUGGGGAAUUGUCUGGAAUUCGAGCUGGUGUCAAGAAAAGCAUCAAACUUAAGUAAAGAGUUUCAAAGACACGCUACUCGUAUAUGUAUAAUAAAGUUUUAUUUUUAAUCAUGUA